Molecule: messenger RNA, 3807 nt
Organism: Lineus longissimus
Lineage: Eukaryota; Metazoa; Nemertea; Pilidiophora; Heteronemertea; Lineidae
Product: mortality factor 4-like protein 1
Exons: 16
Coding region: 37-1368 (443 amino acids)
Biological process (GO): regulation of DNA-templated transcription; chromatin organization
Cellular component (GO): nucleus; NuA4 histone acetyltransferase complex
Source: RefSeq, a predicted model, not a curated record
UCCUCCGGAACCGCACUAUCCCCCACCGAUUUCAAAAUGGCGCCCAAACCAAAAUUUCAGGAGGGUGAAAAGGUGCUCUGUUUUCAUGGGCCUCUUCUGUAUGAAGCAAAGUGCGUAAAAUCUGAAGUGAAAGACAAGGUUGUGCGGUAUUUUAUUCACUACAAUGGUUGGAAUAAAAAUUGGGAUGAAUGGGUGCCAGAAACCAGGGUACUCAAAGCCAUUGAAGCCAGCUACCUCAAGCAAAAAGAACUACUCAAAGCCCAUGCGAGUAAGAUGAAGAAGACUAAAGCAGCAGCUGCUGCAGCCAAGAAGGCAGAUUCUGAGAAGACCAGCCGCGCCUCAACACCGACUGCAGAUAGCAAGGCACGAAAAGCUGCAAAGAAUGAAUCUCAGAAGACCAGUCGCUCAUCAACACCUACUGUAGAAAGCAAACGAGAACCGAAGAGAGGCACCCCCACUAUUGCCAAGAAGGAUGAAUCGGCAAAAACAAGUCGUGCGUCAACGCCUACCGUGGAGGGAAGGAAGGAUGCCAAGAAAGCGGUUGCAGCAGCAGCCUCCUCAUCAACACCAGAGAGAAGACCUUCAGGUGCAGGAUCAAAAUCUUCGCGAUCUGGGACACCGACAAUACCCAUUGCCCUUGUUACACCGACCAUGACUUCUUCCCAGUCCUCGACCGCAAGUUCUGUGGUGGACAAAUCAGACGCUGGGUCCACGUCGGCAGAACCACAGAGAAAGAAGAGGAGAGGAGACCCAACAGUGGAAUCGCCACAAGUGGCCAGUCAGUCUAGUCAAUCUAGCACUGCUAGUAUUCCUAAUCCUCGACUUUUAAAGGUGGAGGAAUCGUUUUUGACAAAAAUUGAAGUGCGGGUGAAGAUCCCAGAUGAGUUGCGACCUUGGUUGGUUGACGACUGGGACAUGGUCACCAGACAGAAACAGUUAAUUGCAUUGCCAUGUAAAAGGACAGUGGAGACUAUCCUUGACGAUUACGUCAAAUACAAACUCACCAAGUCGAAUAAUCCAAAUAAAGAUGCAAUAACAGAGGUCACACAAGGCAUCAAAGAAUACUUCAAUGUCAGUUUAGGGACGCAACUUCUUUAUAAAUUUGAAAGACCGCAGUAUGGUGAGGUUUUGCUUGAUCAGAAGGACACACCUGUUUCAAAAAUAUAUGGAGCAAUGCAUUUAUUACGGUUGUUUGUCAAACUCGGUGGCAUGCUGGCUUACACAAGGCUGGACGAAAAAAGUGUUCAACUCUUGCUCUCCCAUGUGCAAGAUUUUCUCAAGUACAUGCAAAAAAACGCCUCCUCACUGUUCAGUCUUAAUGACUAUGUUGUUGCCUCUCCGGAAUACCAUCGGAAAGCCAUUUGCUGAUCAUGCGCCAAGGUAUAAACAAUGGGUGUUACAGAAGAAUUCAAAAUUCUUCCGAAAUUCUUUGCAUGAUUAGAGUAGGUUUUCUGCACUGUGCUUGUUUGACAUUCAAUGAAAUUAUUGUAAAAGCUGACCGUGGACUUUCCUUUCACAUUCAUUGAAAGCAUUGUAAAAGCUGAUCGUGGACUUUCCUUUCGCAUUCAAUGAAAGCAUUGUAAAAGCUGAUUGUGGACUUUCCUUUCGUAUUCAAUGGAAGCAUUGUAUAAGCUGAUCGUGGACUUUCCUUUCACAUUCAAUAAAAGCAUUGUAAAAGCUGAUCGUGGACUUUCCUUUCACAUUCAUUGAAAGCAUUGUAAAAGCUGACUGUGGACUUUCCUUUCACAUUCAAUGAAAGCAUUGUAAAGCUGAUCGUGGACUUUCCUUUCGUAUUCAAUGAAAGCAUUGUAAAAGCUAAUCGUGGACUUUCCUUUUACAUUCAAUGAAAGCAUUGUAAAAGCUGAUCACAGACUUUUCUUUCGUAUUCAAUGAAAGCAUUGUAAAAGCUGAUCACAGACUUUUCUUUCUUAUUCAAAUCAAACCAUUGUAAAAGCUGAUCACAGACUUUUCUUUCGUAUUCAAUGGAAACACCGCAAAAGCCAAUCGUGGACUUUGCUUUCACAUUCAAAGGAAGCAAUGGAAAAGCACAUUGUGGACUUGAUCAAAGACUGUUAUGUGGGGAAGAAAUUGACAUCGGAGUUGUUUUUCGCUUGUUCUGUUCGAUCAAGGAUCGAUUUUGCAUCAACUGGACUGUAGAACAGGUCAAGCCCAUGUCAAUUUCAUCCGCAAAACCUUCUGUUUUGUAUUGGACUGCUGACUACUACUGCCACCUUUUGGCAAUAAAGUCCGUCUUUGAUUCAAUUGUGGAACAAUGUGCAGAAACCAGCUUUCUUGUAAAAUUUGUAGUUUUAACGUCAGUGUCCAUGUAAAUAUAUUCGCAUGUGAUUGCAAUGAAGAAUGAUGCACCAUGUCCCAAAUUGAAACCAGCUCCAACUAAAGGCCUGAUUCCACUAUUGUGUUUUCCUGCUGCAGUUGUACCACAUGAAAACUACGCUUUUAUCCCUAGCACGUAUUUGGAAAUUCAUAUACCUGUUACUGGCUCCGCCUACAUGAAAACGGAAGUGUCGUAAAAUGAUAUGAUGCCUACCCAGCAUUGGGUAAUUUCAGUUACCAAAUAACUGCUUCAGGCAACUUUUGUUUUCCUCUAUUGUCAUUGCAGCAAGGAAACGCCCUGGGUUAAUGCGGAACAUAAAAUCUGAAAACGAGAUUUCCCUGGAGGUCUGUUCAUUAAAGGGGUACGCCGUUUGUUAUUACUGGUGGUCCAGGAAAAUAGAAAUGCAGUUAUACACAAUGCCGUUUUGCCUUUAUUAUGCAUACGAAUUGGCUGAACUUUAUGUUUAUAGUAUUUGCAUGUCUGUCUACAUGACAACUUUGUUUAAAUUUGCACUCGGUACUUAUUUAAACAAUUUCAAAUGUUUUUAAUUCAAUUUCAAAUUUCAAAUAUUUAACGAGUGACGUAGACUUUUAAACUUUCCCUUGUUGCUUUUCUGGUUGCCCCACGCUUCAACAUGUUUGCAAAUUUUCAGCAGAAUGAAUUUUCAUUUCUCAUUGCGUUUGAAAUAUUUUAUGAUUAUGAUAAUUUCGCUCCAUUCACCAGUGUAAAGUAACAAACUGUGUAUGUUCCUUACAGUUCCUGUUUGAUUGUUAGUUUAGCCUAUGUCUUGGAUUCGAUAUUUUCCUGCCCUUGGAGAUUGUUGUAGCUCAACUAAUACAUCGUGUGUCAUGGCUAUUUGCAGGCAAUUUUUUACAGUUUUGUUAUAAUGAUGAUAUGGCAAGUCCAUGUACGAAAAUGGUACAUGUAAUUUGCGAAAUGUUCAUUGAUUAUGUCAUGGUAUGUUUGAAGUUACAUUUGGUAAUUUACCUAAUGCACAUAUUUACAGCUUGGCUGUUAUAUAUAUAGUUGGAGUAAAAUAGUAAAAAGCUGACCGAAAAUGUUAUCAAAUCUUGUGGAAAAAAUAUUGAUGUACAUUUUGUAGUUUGUUCCUCUGCAGUCCCUCUAGCCUAGUGAAAUUAUUCUCUAAGGAGUGUUGCACUGUCAGGCCUGGUGUUUUGCGUGCCACUACAGUUAGGUUCCAGUAUGGUUUAUUGCCUAGUGACUCCACCUGUGGCCAGUCUCAUGACUUUGAGAACUCGGACGUGAUGAUAAGUGGUAACUUGAGUAUUGCAACUAAACACGUUUUUUGACCAAAUACCAGGUACGAGACUUGCUAAUCUGUAUGAAUAUCAUAUCCUACUGUGUUCACCGAAUUGUUGCAAGCUUUUUUUAUUGACCGAUUGCUGACUUGUAUGUGUAAUAUUCAGUCCGAAUGAUAUUUUUGAAAUAAAUUCGUGUAUCAUGUUUGUAAA